Molecule: messenger RNA, 1053 nt
Organism: Ochlerotatus camptorhynchus
Lineage: Eukaryota; Metazoa; Arthropoda; Insecta; Diptera; Culicidae
Product: probable alpha-aspartyl dipeptidase
Exons: 3
Coding region: 262-1002 (246 amino acids)
Biological process (GO): proteolysis
Molecular function (GO): serine-type peptidase activity
Source: RefSeq, a predicted model, not a curated record
CUCAUAUUAUUCGUUUGCUGAGUAGAAGUUACUACCACCAUCAAGUGGGGCUCGUUAUCUCACUAGUGCAUUCGAAACACUGCCCUGUUGACUGUUAUCAGCAGAAACAACAAAAGACUGAAAACGGUUCCAAAGUAUUAAGUAGGAUAUAGUGGUUAUCUCUGCGUACAUUGUUGAGCUAAUUGUAAUCAUCCUCAUACAUCUUGCUUGGAAUUGCAUCAGUUAAGUUCGAUUGCUCCAGCUGGUACCGCUGACGAUUCUAUGAACGCCCUUUUCAAGAUGAGUGGCAAACGACAACUCUUUCUGAUGUCCUCCUCCGUCGUGCACGGUUACACGUACCUGCAACAUGCCGAACAGGAUCUUAGCUCCUAUUUAAAAAAAAACAAUGUCAAAAAAGUUCUGUUCAUUCCGUACGCGCUGGCCAACCAUGAUUGUUACACCGAGAAGGUUGGAUCCGUGCUGAAACGGUGGGGUUUCGACUGCGAGGGCGUCCACAGCAAACCGGAUCCGGUGGAAGCGGUACGGGAAGCCCAAGCCAUCUACGUCGGCGGAGGCAAUACGUUUUUGCUGCUGAAAUCCCUGUACGAUUUCGGUCUUGUGGAACCGAUUCGGGAUCGGGUACUUAACCAUUCUGUUCCGUAUGUGGGUAGUUCGGCUGGGACGAAUGUGGCAACGAAGAGCAUCCAAACCACGAACGAUAUGCCAAUUGUGUUCCCGCCGUCGUUUGACGCCCUGGCACUGGUCCCGUUCAAUAUUAAUCCGCACUAUCUGGAUCCGGAGGUGGGCGGAACACACAAAGGUGAAACGCGAGAGGAGAGGAUCUUGCAGUUUCAUGAGCAAAACGACGCACCGGUGCUGGGACUCCGGGAAGGCAGCACCUUGCUGGUGGAUGGCGAUCGGGCAACGUUGAUCGGAACGCGCAAGGCUAGGUUGCUGAGGCGCGGACAGGCACCGGAAGAAUUUGAUGCCGGAGCGGAUUUAAGUUUUCUAUUGAAGCAGUAGUGGAGGUGAACGAAUUGGUAGGUUUAUUUAUGGUUGCAAGAAUAUGAUAGA